GAAUGCGACCGGCACUCGCAUUGUCGACGGUCGUCGCGUUCGCUCGUGCGAGCCAAAGCGACUUGGACGAAUGGUUUAAGAAAUUUGGUGCCGAAGCGACCACCAACAACCUGCUGCCGAGGAUCCACGGCGCCAGCACCGAAGCAACCAACAACGAGCUCUUGAUUGAACGACUGAACGCGACCAAGUCGGUCAUCACCCGGCUGCAAGCCGAGAACCCGAACGCAACGUUCGGGAUUGGGCCCUACGCGCUCUUGACGUCAGGCGAGUUUGCUCAGCGCCUCGGGCUGGCGGGAAUACCACCGCCACCGGUGGCCGCGACGCCAACACCAACCGCGACGCCAGCGCCACCGAGUGCGUCGGUCGACUGGACGACAUCCAAGUGCCUCAAUCCGGUGAAGAACCAAGGUCAGUGCGGCAGCUGCUGGACGUUUGCAGCCACAGGUGCCGCCGAGGCGGCGCACUGCAUUGCGACCGGCACGCUUCUCAAUCUCUCGGAGCAACAGCUCGUGAGCUGCGACACGGCCGACGGUUUUGGCUGCAAUGGUGGCUGGGAAACCGGUGCCCUCGACUGGAUCGCGGCCAAUGGUCAAUGCCUCACGGCCGACUACUCGUACACGUCGGGUGCGACGCAGUUGACUGGAGCUUGCCAAACCAUGUGCACGCCCCAGAAGCUCGCCAUUGGAUCGCUCGUGUAUAUCGCGGGUGAGAAAGCUCUCGAGACCGCGCUCGAGACGCAGCCAACGACGGUGGCCGUCUCGGCGGGCAACCCCGUGUGGCAGCACUACGUGGGCGGUCUCGUCACGGCAUGCCCCGCAGCCAUCUCGGACCAUGCGCUUGUCGCUGUCGGGUACGGUACAACCGCGGAUGGGCAGCCGUACUUCAAGCUGCGCAACUCGUGGGGCGCCAACUGGGGGGAGCAAGGCAAUAUCCGCCUCCUCAGAGGUGUCGGCGGCAGCGGAACGUGCAACCUCGCCGAGGCACCGUCAUACCCACGUAUUGUUUACCCAAAGCCACCGACAAGUGCGCCAACAACGCAAAAGCCAACAACCUUGGCACCGACGACCCUAGCCCCAACAAAGACCCCGGCCCCAACAAAGACCCCGGCCCCUACCAAGACCCCAGCCCCUACCAAGACCCCGGCCCCUACCAAGACCCCAGCCCCUACCAAGACCCCAGCCCCUACCAAGACCCCGGCCCCUACCAAGACCCCAGCCCCCACGACACGCGAGCUGACACCGGCUCCCACGACCCCAAAGCCCCCGGCGGUGACGAGCGGAAAACCUUGGGUCCCGUGGCCAGUCCCAACGACGCCAACGCCGCGUCCAUCAUCCAAAUACAUCUAGGGUAGCG
Molecule: messenger RNA, 1353 nt
Organism: Saprolegnia diclina VS20
Lineage: Eukaryota; Oomycota; Saprolegniomycetes; Saprolegniales; Saprolegniaceae
Exons: 1
Cellular component (GO): lysosome
Molecular function (GO): cysteine-type endopeptidase activity
Source: RefSeq, a predicted model, not a curated record